This is a messenger RNA of Marasmius oreades (fairy-ring Marasmius), 336 nucleotides long. RefSeq lists its product as uncharacterized. The record is from RefSeq and is a predicted model, not a curated record. The transcript has 2 exons. NCBI's taxonomy places the organism in Eukaryota, Fungi, Basidiomycota, Agaricomycetes, Agaricales, Marasmiaceae. Bases 1 to 336 code for a protein of 111 amino acids.
AUGUAUGAUCAGGCUGUAAACAAGGAGAAACCUACAAUUGAGAAAUCUUGGGAGGAAGUCAUGAAGAAGUUGGAUAUACUGGAUGAUGACUUGGUGAAUGGCUAUAAAGAUGAUAUUGAUACACUCUUGGUUUUUGCUGGAUUAUUUUCUGCAGUUGUUACAGCUUUUACAAUUGAAUCAUACAAAUGGUUACAGGAAGAUCCAGCAGACACCACUUCCAUGCUUCUCAAUACCACUGUCAUGCUCCUCACUCAGAUUGUUCAGCAAAAUACCACCAAUCAACUUCCAAUCCCAUCCCCACCCCCUACUUUCAUUCCCUCGCCCUCAGUUGUCUGA